AUGCCAGUUGCGGUCGAUGCCAUGGCCCAUGGGCCGACCACUCUCAAAUUUGAGCCUCAGCCAGUUCAGCCUGUGUCACUGAGUGUUCCAUUUGGACCACUAAUUCCCACAGUUGAUACUGCUGCCAUUGAAACCUCCUCCAAGGUCCUCCGAAUCAUCGAUCGCUACCGUAUGAGUAAGACGAUCAACGCCCCAGAAAAGGCGGAUGAAGGUGCUCUGAAAUUCAUCGCCCUGAUUUACAAUCACGUCAAGGCUGGUGAAGCUAUUCCCAUGUGCCUCCCGGCAUUUCCAUUCAAAUCACCAAACUCUGAGUCCAAGGUGUUGGGAGUACUGCCUGACAGGGCCGAGAUUCUUGCCUUGUCGCACUUAAACGGUCUUUGUAGCGCUAUUCAAGACGUUUAUGCGCCUGGGGCAAAGCUUACCAUCAUAUCUGAUGGUCUCGUAUACAAUGAUCUGCUUGGAGUACCAGACAAGAAUGUUUGGGCAUAUGGUGAAAUUCUAAGGGAAAUGGCGAAGAAGGAGGGAUUUGAGCACAUCCAUUUUUCAAGACUACGAGACUUGGUGUCUAUCCCUCUUCCUGAAAACCUUGAUGAAAUGACAUACGUUGCCAAUGCAUCCAACUUCCGCCUGGCUCUCCUGAAUACGUUUAGCCGCCCUGACUGGGACUGGAAAGAGAUUAGCAAAAGCGAAGACGUUUGCAUGACCUACAGAGGUUAUAUCAAAUUCCUCGAGACCGAUUUAUUGACCGUUUACCCCCAAGGAGAGGAUCGGUCAAAGUCUAGAUAUAAGCGAGGCAUUGAGUAUAUUGCCAAACAAAUGUUGUCCCGCGGAGAUGCAUUCGCACAAGCAGUAAAAGAGAAGUACAAGGAUAGCAUACGCCUUUCUAUCCAUCCCUCUACAGGAGCGAACAAGCUGUCAAUCAGUCUUCUCCCCACCUCAACGAUUUACACUACCCCAUGGCACUGCACCAUCGCUUAUAAACUGGACGGAACCAUCACUUCGGGUAUGCGGUCCGAGUUUGAAGCAGACGAGACAUUGGAGCUUAUCUACGAGAACGGCCGCCCUAGCUAUUUCCGAGAAAAGUCCGAUCUCUUGUCCUGGGGAGAAGAGAAAGGCGGUAUUGUCUGUCAGCCCAUUUACCCUUGCGGUCUCAUCAUUCGUCCUGCCGCUGGCCCAGGAUCCUUAGGAAUCCACGACAUUGAUGCCAAGAAGGUCAGGGCCUUGUCCGAAAUAAACUCUCCUGUAAUUCUCCGUGGGUUCUGGAAGAAGCCGAACCGCGAACUGUUCGUUAAGAAGGCAGAGGAGUUCGGCGAACCUCUCCCAUGGAAAUUCGGACUCGUUCUGGAGGUUAAGGACCGAGGACUGGAGACGCGAGGCUUGAAUAAUGUUCUCUCAGCUGAAUGGAUGCCAUUCCACUUCGACGGUAUGUUCAAGACUGUUCAGAAGGUAGAUGAAAAUGGGCGAGAAUAUAUGGUUCCAAAUCCUCCUCACUUCCAAUUUUUCACUGGAGUCACACCAUCCCCAAGAGACACAGGAUUCACUCUAUUCUCUUCCUCUACUCUCAUCUUAAAAUACCUUCCCUCGUGGCUUCCUUUGGACACUCUGAAGAAGUUGACUUGGAAGGUAUCAACGAGUUCGUUCGACAACACGGCCAUGGGUGGCCUGCAGCUGGUCAUCCCUCAUCCUACAACUGAAAAGCCUUGCUUGAGAUAUCAUGAACCUUGGCCUCGAAGCAAAACCGUUUUCGAUGAGACCCACGUCAACAUCGAAAACGUCAGUGACAAAGAGAGCGAGGCUAUCUGCGAAGCUCUCGACUCUAUUCUUCAUGACCGCCGCGUGGCCUAUUAUCAUGUUUGGGAGAAGGGCGACCUUCUGAUCAGUGAUAACAUUUUGACCAUGCAUACACGAAGUGAUUUUACGGCAGGUUGUGAUAGAGAGCUCUGGAGAAUCCAUUUUAGUUAA
Clonostachys rhizophaga is the source of this 1962-nucleotide messenger RNA. NCBI's taxonomy places the organism in Eukaryota, Fungi, Ascomycota, Sordariomycetes, Hypocreales, Bionectriaceae. The record is from the annotation of a GenBank genome assembly.